AUGCACCAACAGCCGAAAGAAGUAGAUGAGAACAGAGGAGGAGGAGAGGAGAGGGAGGCUGCAGAGAGAGAGAGAGGAGAGAAUACAAAGAGCGUGUGAGUGAGUUAGUGCGUGUUACAUGCCUGCUAAUGUGUGUGUGUGUGUGUGUCUGUGUGUGUGUGUGUGUGUGUGACAUCCAGAGGUGUGUGCGCGUGCAGCAGCGAGGAGGACGAGGAGGAGGAAACCUGAUCUCCCUCUCUCUCUCUCUCUCUCUCUCUCCCUCUGUGGAAUACCGCUGUCCGUUAGCGCUUUUCGUUAUUUGCCUUGCUUGUUAGCUCGUAGCUUAGCCCGGCCCAGUUCGGUCCGGCCCGGCUCGGCUCUGCUCUGCACUGCUCUGCUCGGACCCCGGUUUGUGGGGGUGGGGGGGUGCUGGUGGUGAUGAUGGAGCGGUUCCUGGCUCUGCUGCGCCUGCUGGGCAGGAGGAGGCGAGGGAGGAGGUACCGGGCGGACGACGAUUACCAGGAAGGCUACGAAGACGUUUACUACUACACCAGCAAGUACAACACACACCUACUGAAUGAGGGGCCGUACACCAAACACUCCGCCGGGUCGAGACCUCCAGAAGGAGCGCUGGCCAUCAGGAGGCAGAGUAUACCAGACGAGUUUCGGGGCUGCUCGGUGGUGGAGCUGAUGAAGAAGGAGGGGACGACGCUCGGACUGACGGUUUCGGGCGGCAUUGACAAAGAUGGGAAACCCCGGGUUUCAAACCUGCGACAGGGAGGCAUCGCCGCCAGGAGCGACCAGCUGAACGUGGGCGACUACAUCCGCUCUGUCAACGGCAUCAACCUGGCCAAGUUCAGACACGACGAGAUCAUCAGUCUGCUGAAGAACGUCGGCGAGCGGGUCGUCCUGGAGGUCGAGUACGAACUGCCGCCCGUCUCGGUGCAGGGGUCAGGGGUCAUGUUUAAGAACGUGGAAGUCACGCUUCACAAAGAAGGAAACAGCUUUGGCUUUGUCAUCAGAGGUGGAGCCCAUGAAGACAGGAACAAGUCUCGCCCCAUCGUCAUAACAACCAUCAGGCCAGGUGGACCGGCUGACAGGGAAGGAACCGUCAAACCAGGCGAUCGGUUGCUCAGCAUCGACGGGAUUCGUCUCCACGGCAGCACGCUAUCGGAGGCCAUGAGCAUCCUGAAGCAGUGCGGGCAGGAAGCUACACUGCUGAUUGAGUAUGACGUCUCAGUGAUGGACUCAGUUGCAACGGCGUCAGGGCCGCUGCUCGUGGAGGUUGCCAAGGCAACGGGCUCCAGUCUGGGCGUGGCUCUGUCCACUUCCAUGUUCUGCAGCAAGCAGGUCAUCAUCAUCGACAAGGUCAAACCAGCCAGUAUAGCAGACAGGUGUGGUGCUCUUCAUGCAGGAGAUCACAUUUUGUCCGUUGAUGGGAAGUCGAUGGAGUUUUGUUCUCUGGCUGAAGCCACUCAGUUGCUCUCUGCCUCCUGUCAGACCGUCCGCAUGGAGAUCCUGCCGCAACACCAGGCCCGACCGGCCCUGAACGCACCACAGCACGUCAAGGUGCAGCGUAGUCCCCGCCCCCUCCCCUGGGAGACCGGAGGCUCCGCCCCCAUCCUCCCCCCCUACCACUACAACACGUACCACCCUGACCAAUCAGCUGCCAGAUCGCACAACCGCCAUACAAACAACCCUUCUCUCAGCCACUCGUUCUCUCCUGGCUCCAUGUCGGCUUAUAGUCUCUCGUCCCUCAACAUGAGCACCCUGCCCAGGAACAUGUAUCCCACGAGUCCACGGGGCACGCUGAUGAGGAGGAAGGCCAAGAAGAAGGACUUCAAGAGCUCAUUGUCUCUUGCGUCCAGCACCGUGGGUCUGGCUGGUCAGGUUGUUCACACGGAAACCACGGAGGUGGCGUUGCUAGGCGACGGCAUCAUGGGGUUCGGCCUGCAGCUGCAAGGCGGAGUUUUCGCCACGGAAACGUUAUCCUCGCCACCGCUCAUCGCUUACAUCGACCCCGACAGCCCCGCAGAGAGGUGUGGCAUCCUGCAGAUCGGCGACAGGAUUUUGUCCAUAAAUGGAGUUCCUACUGAAGACUCCACCCUGGAAGAAACCAAUCAGCUACUCAGAGACUCGUCAAUCACCGCUCAGCUCACGCUGGAGAUCGAGUUCGACGUGGCCGAGUCGGUCAUCCCCAGUUCUGGUACGUUCCACGUGAAGCUCCCUAAGAAACCGGGGGUGGAGCUGGGAAUCACCAUCAGCUCUCCGUCCAACAGGAAACCAGGUGAUCCUCUGAUCAUCUCUGACAUCAAGAAAGGCAGCGUCGCUCACAGGACGGGGACGUUGGAGCUCGGAGACAAGCUGCUCGCCAUCGAUAACAUCCGGGUGGAGAACUGCUCGAUGGAGGAGGCCGUUCAGAUCCUCCAGCAGUGUGAGGAGCUCGUCAAGCUGAAGAUCCGCAAAGACGAAGACAACUCAGAUGAACAGGAAGUGUCCGGCAGCAUCAUCUACACGGUGGAGCUGCAGAGGUACGGCGGCCCGCUGGGAAUCACCAUCUCAGGCACCGAGGAGCCGUUUGACCCCAUCAUCAUCUCCUCACUGAGCAAGGGGGGGCUGGCUGAGAGGACUGGUGCAAUCCACGUCGGUGAUCGUAUCCUAGCGAUCAACAGCAGCAGCCUGAAGGGGAAACCUCUGAGUGAAGCCAUCAGUCUGCUGCAGCAGGCGGGAGAGACAGUAACACUGAAGAUCAAGAAGCAGGGAGAAUUGUCGAGUCCCAAGUCCUGUGUGAUUGGUCCAGGUCUGGGGUCGGGGGUGGGACUUGGUCAGGAGAACCAGGAUGGGGAGGAGGAGCCUGUCAUCAUGGUCGCGCCCCCAUCGAGCCAGAGAGCGUUCAGCACGCUGCCGUCUGUGGACAGCGCCGUGGAGUCCUGGGACGGGUCCAACAUGGACAGCAGCUACACCUCGCCAGCUCCACCUUUUCAGUCGUCUCCCUACAGUUUCCACGAGUGGCGCAACGCCAAGACAACCAACAGCCAGUCAUCGUCCUCCACUCGCCAGCGAGCCAAUCCGCUAUCAGAUCUGGGUCUGAGUGACGAUGACUGGGACCGCCCACCACUCGGAGGGUUCACUGUGGGGCAUGAUGGGACAGAACCGGACCAGGAGGAGAACUUCUGGUCUCAGGCUCUGGAGGAUCUGGAGACCUGCGGCCAGAGCGGCAUCCUCAGAGAGCUAGAGGAGUCUGGAAAGGAGACGCACCUCCUCACUCUGGCAACCAUCAUGUCGGGCUCCACCCUCAGUCUGAACCAUGACCCCACCCCUCUGCGCAGCACUCUGGGACGCCAGGCAAGUUUCCAGGAGCGCAGCAGCUCCCGACCACAGGUGACCCCAAGGUCCAACACCUUGCCUUCUGACCCCCAACGUCGAGCCUUUGCCAUGAGGAAGAUGAGGCAGGAAGUCAAUGAGAUCCUAAACCAGAACCCUGUGGAACUCCACAAGUUGACUCUAGAGAAGGCCUCAGACCUGGAGGAUUUUGGUUUCAGUGUUUCUGACGGUUUGUUGGACCGUGGUGUCUACGUCAACAACAUCCGACCAGGAGGCCCAGCGGAGCAGGGUGGCCUCCGAGCAUAUGACCGAAUACUACAGAUUAACCACGUGCGGACCAGGGACUUUGACUGCUGUCUCGUUGUUCCUCUGAUCGCAGAGUCUCCAAAUCGCUUGGAUCUCGUCAUCAGUCGAAACCCCACCUCCUCCUCUCUGCUGGUCAAUCACACUGAUGGCACCAACAAUAGUGGCCACUCCCCUCAGCCAAUCAGCAGCGAUCUGGGACCGUCAGAGCUUUCUAUUGGCCAAGGAGAGGAUAGUGGUCCAAUCAAAUGGAGCCAACCUGGAGAUGGGCUGGGGGCGGGGCUUGGGGUGGGGCAGGUGAAUAAUAGCUCCUUAUAGCAGACAAAAACUGUAUGAAACUGGAUUGAACUGGUCCUAACCAGACUGGAGCGGAGAGGUCAACGAGGAGAUCAAUACAAAGUUGAACCAAACUGGAUUAGACCCAUCUGGACUGGUUAGAAGUGGACCCCCCAUGGUGCUACACACACCCUCUGGAUGAACUUUGACCUUUGACCACUAAAGUUUGACCCUUGAACUGCUAAAGCAGUCUGAAAGCACAUUGAUGGACCGGAGCAACUCCUCACCUUUUCACCUGAACCAGUUAUGCAAACUGGUACUACUGGUGUUACUCAAUUCAGAACUAUAACUACUGAUUCUACUGGAACCACAGCCAGAGCUACUGGUCUUAUUGGUUCAAGAUUAAAGGCUACUGUUCUACUAGCCCAGAGCCAAGGUCACUGGUUCUACUAAAACCAGAGCCACAGCCAAUGGUUUUACUGGUCUGAGAUCAAUGGUUACUGGUUCUAGAGGCCUAGGACUAGGACUACAGGACCACAGGCCCUGUUGGAACUAAAGCCACAGCCAAUGGUUUUACUGGUCCAAGACACUUGGAUUUUGGUCUUAGUGGUAACAGAACCAUGGCUACUGGUUCUCCUAAAACCAGAACUACAGCCAUAGGUCUUACUGGUAUAAGAUCAGUGGUUACUGGUUCUACAAGCCUAACAGUAGGGCUACUUGUCCCACUGGAAGUAGAGCCACAGCCAGUGGUCUUACUGGUUAAGACACAUGGGUUCUGGUCUUGGUGGUAACAGAAUCACAGCUACUGGUUCCACUAAAGCCAGAACCGCAGCCAGUGGUCUUACCUGUUCCAAGACAUGGUUCUGGUUAAUGGUCUCAGGGUCACAGAACCAUAGGUACUGGUCCUACUGAAGCCAGAGCCACAGCCAAUGGUCUUAAUGGUCCGAGAUAUGGUUCUUACUCAUGGAUUUGGUGGUCAAGGAUUCAUGGAUACUAAGCCAGCGCAAUGGCUGCUGCUUCUGCGAGUUCAGAAACGUGUGAACACCAGGCCUCUCUGGUCUUACUAGAACCACAACCAUGGCUUUUGGUUUUACUGGCCAAGAACCACAGCAGCACAAAGACUGAUAGGACUCCAGUGCAGAAUCCAGAACCUGCUGAUGGACAGGCAGGUUGCCAAGGAGACUAGGGAUGCUCCGAUCAGGGUGUCUAGGGUUGAUGUAAUUGUGAUCAUCCAAACCAGUGCUGAUCACUGACUGGUUUAUGUUUUUAAACUUUUAUACAGGAAGCUCCCGCAUGAGAAACCCUUUAAAACCCAGCACUUUGAUUUAUGUCAAAAUCUUAUCCUUUAUAUUCUCCAAGUUAAACAUAAAAUAUUAGUCUAUUAUGCUGCUACUCGUAUCAAAGGCUGAAUGUUCCAGUCCAUCAGGUCUUAUGAUAAUGAGGGCCAAGGUAUGCUUAAAAUAAACUAGUUUGUACAAGGUGUCAUCUUAUUAAUGGCAGAAAUAUUUAUAGCUUUUCAGAGUAGUCUCGAAGGUGUUUGACAAUCUGAAAAGCAUUUGUUUGAAGCAUACAGCCUUGAUGCUGCCCCACACUAGUUGCAUGUCUUGCACAACUGGAUUGGAAACUUUGCAGCAAGAACGAAAAAAAGUCUUGGCCCCACCAAGGCUUUGGGGCAGAAGGUUUGGUUUAGGACAAGAUUAAAGAUGGUGUUGAGGUGGUAAAUUAUAAGCAUAAAGUAGAAAAUGAUCAAGUCAGAGGUGGUUUGUAUGGUUGUAUGGUUGGGUGUAGGUAAAGGUAGGAUAAGAACGGGAGAGGGAAGUUGCAUCUGCUCAAAUUCAGUUGCGAAAUUACGAAACUCUUAUAUAUCCAAAACGUGGCACUCUAAAAGCGUAUUAGAAAAGAACCCUGCAUUGGCAGCCAUUGAUACUGCAUUUGGGUCAACACUGCUGCCUGGGGUCCCUGUUAGUGACGGCUGGACGAUACCGAGACUUUUACGCCUCUUCGGACUGAUCAAGUGACACAAAAAAGUACUUGGUCAAUAGGAAUACCGUUAACACUGAACCUUCGUAGGGUUUUCUUAAGGAUUAAACCUGUCAAACUAGUGAAUUAGUUUUGCCCCUGUCUUGAAGGCCAUCUAUUCUUGAAAGCAAACCAUCAGAAGUCACUGGGUUACGAAAACCUUGAAGCUUCCAGUCUUUUUAUGGUGCAAACAGGAAUAAAGUCCCAAAGAUUCUUAAGGCUUUAUCCACUCAAUGUCCAGUGGAGUUUAAACAUACUUGGACAAACUGUCCAAUGAGGCAGCAAUGUUAAGGUUUAGAUUAGACGAAACCAUUUUGGUCACGGUGGCUGUAACCCUGACUACCAUUUAGUUCAGAGAGUUUGUUUCGAUUAUAUGUGGUGGAUGCAAGAGCUGGAUAAACUGGGCAAAUUGCAUCUGCUGAGUAGGAUCAUGUGAUAUGAUCAAAAGCCCAGAAACAGCUACUAUUUGUGGUGACAAAUAUUAUGCCACUGUUGGAGUGGGGUUUUGUAGAAAUACAUGUAUAUUUAAAAAAAAAAAAAAUAUUUUGGUAUUGGAACCAUAACUGAAGUAUCUUUUCAGGUCUAGUGUCAAAAAAUGUUCAAACAAUAACCAGUCGUAGCGUUGAAGACCUGGCAGCCAUGAUGGAUUUGGAAAAAUCACGUAAUUUCCAAUAAUUAUCAGCUGGUACUGAUCGGAGCAUCCCUAAUACAAUGGAUAGAAAGACAGAGGGGUUUACUAUUUAGUUCUGUGCCAUGAACGAACUGCAAGCUGGAAAAGUAAUAAUUAUGUUGGCGAUGAUGAUGAUGAUGAUGAUGAUGAUGACACUGAGCAGUUCAAUAAUACUUUUUCUACUGUUUACACCUGUUGGACUGGCCACACUGUGUGUGUGUAUGUAUGUGUGUGUGUGUUAUGUGUGUGGGUUAAACACAAGGCCAGUUAAGCUCCUCCCACCUCAAUCCCACCCCCACCCCCUUCUACCCUCGUCCAAUAGGCAGCCAAGAUGAGAGACAGACAGCAAUUCUGAGAGAUUCAGCUGAUUGGCUGGAACCAAUCAGAAAACAAACGCUUCCCUGCCUGUCUGUGAUUGGUUCUCUUCAACACACAGACAAACCAAUCAGCUCCCAGGAAGAAGCCAAGCAUGCCCCCUCCCAAACCCCCCACCCCCCCAGUUACAGUGAUCUAUUAUGCUAAUCGAUCUGUGUGUUUUUUGAUUGACUGUUGUCAGUUUUCUCUGUUUGUUUGUUUGUUUCCAUGGCGACUGAGCUUGAAAAGAUGUAAAAUAGAUUAAAAAAAACGGUUCAGUUACGUCGGAACCAUUGAACCCUGAAAACCUUCACCUCAUAACCACGAAAACAAUGACGUUACACAAGAAAAAAGUCCUGUUCGAACAGGAAACCUGUGACAGUAAAUAUGUGUGCGUGCGUGUGUGUGUGCGUGUGUGUGUGUGCGUGUGUGUGUGUGCGUGUGUAUGUGUAUGUAUGUAUGUAUGUAUGUGUGUGUGGGUGUGUGUGUGUGUGUAUGUGUGUGUGUGGGUGGGUGUUUUUACUUUGGAGUGAUGUCAACAUCUUCCUGCUUUCACCUCAGUCUGAACUCACUAUUUAAACUGGCCAAUCAGAACCCUCCCUCAGCACCAACAGCAAGUAGAGACUUUCCCUGACCUGAAAUGACCAAUAGCUGCUCUGCAACGGGCUCUGUGCUUUGAUUAAGAGAGCUGUGAUUGGCUGUUUCUGUGUGCAUAGUUCUGAUUGGCUGUUCUACAACAUCCCAUUUUAUUAACUGUGAUGUUUUCAAUCUGAAGCACAAUGCUACCAUAUGGUUAGCAUGUGGCUAGCAGACUCUGAGCACACACAAGGCUAGCAUUGACCUAACGUGUUUCCAUAUGACUAGCCUAGGGCCGCCACCUGGCUAACACAGCCAGUUUGUGGUUAGCACACAUCCAGCACAAGGUUAACAUCUCUGAAACACAGCUAGUAUUUGAUUAGCACACAGCUAAUCUAGGGUUAACACCCGACUUACAGAGCUAUGGGUUAGCACUUAAACAGCACAGAGCUAACACCUGGAUAACAUAGUACAUGGUCAGCACACACCUAGAACACAGAUAACACUCAGCAACAUUUAGUAAACCUAGCUAGCAAUCAGUUGGCAUACAGCUAACGCAGGGCUAAGACCUGGCUAAAACAUCUAGUAUAUGGUUAGCACACACCCAAAACAUGGCUAAAACAGGGCUAAUAUAUGGUACAACAUAGCCAAUAAUUAUUAAAUACACAGAUAAAGCAGGGCUAACACCAGGUGAAGUCUUAGCACAGGGAUAAUACCUAGCAAACACAGAUAGUUUUAGCGUAAACCUAGAACAAGGCUAAAACAGGGCUAACAGUUGGUGAGAAUAGCUAUUUAAUUAUAGCUCAGCAAACAGGGGCCUCACUCCUGGCUAACACAGCUGUGUAUUAGGCCUUUUCUAGCAUGAAUUUAGCACAAGGCUAACACAUGGUAAACAUAGUCAAUUUUUGUCUAGCACACUGCUAACACAGGGCUAAACAUGGCUAAUAUUCAGUUAGAACACAGCUUACAUGGGGAUUACACCCUGCACACAGCUGUGUUGUUAGCCCUGUACUGAAACUGCUAGUAUAUCAUUCACACAUGCAGAGAACAUGGUUAACACAUGGCAAACACAGAAAGCUGUUAGCAGAGGGCUACCACCGCUAGUCCCUGUCUAGUACACUGCUAAGAACACGCUAAACCUGGCUAUGACAUGGCAAACAGCUCAUUUCUAGUUAGCAUACAGCUAACACAAGGCCACCACAGCUAGUUAGUGGUUAGCAACAACCUGGAUCGGGGCUUUACGUGUUUUAAAUAUAGGUAACAUUCAGUUAGCGCACAGCUAAUACCUGGUUAACACAGCCAGUAUUAAGUUAGCAUACAACUAGCUAUCACCAUGUUAGGAUGACCAUUACACAAACACGGAGCUCAAGAUCUGACCAGUUACCAUAGCAAGAGCUGCAUUCAGCUGAGACAAACUGUUCCACAAAUGGGAAGAAGCCACAGAGCUGAGAGGCGUGGCUUCAGGAGGGUUUGACUGGGUUUGUGAGUGAGAUCUAAAGCUAUACACACUGUGUUAGUUGUGGAGUUAAUUUCCUGCCAAAACUUAACUACAACUACAACAAAACAUGUUUUACGAACGCCCUUUGAUUCACGAACACAGCGACACAAAACAAUGACAUUACAUGAGAAAAAAGUCCUGUUCGAACAAAAUUAAUUAGUUUGUUAAUGAUGUUUUGUAUUUGCAAACCACACUGUGUUAGUGAAUUGUAGCACAUUUGCAAAACACGUUUGGUUUGUUUAAGUUUUGGCAGGAAAUUAGCUCCAAAGUUAGUGUGCAUGAAUUAACUGUGUGUGUGUGUGUGUGUGUGUGUGUGUGUGUGUGUGUGUGUGUGUUUGUGUGUGUGUGUGUGUGUUUGUGUGUAUGUGUGUAUAUGUGUCUGUGUGUGUGUGUCUGUGUGUGUGUGUGUGUGUUACAUUGCAGGGAUUUGCACUCUAGUGAUUCACCUCAGCAAGACGUCUGCUCACACACACACACACACACACACACACACAUCCUUGUGCACCUAUUUUUGUGGGGACUGUUGACAAAAUGCAUUCACUAGCCCCAAACCUUGACCGUCACAACUGAAUGAACAACCAUAACCUUAAUUCUGGCCCCAACAUUAAAACCAACUCCUGACACAUAAAACAGCCCUUUGAGGUUGUGUUGGGGGUGUCCAGUAAUUUGAUCACUACAAAGCUGUUAGACCCCACAAGUACAGUGGGCUCCUGGUUUUCGGACCCCACAAAUAUAGCAAAAUAAAACCACAAACACACAAACACACACACAUACACACACACACACACACACACACACACACACACACAGACAUACACACACAUGCAUUGCACUGCCAUUUGAAAUAGUGGGUCAGAUUAGUUUCCAUGUAGCUUCACCAACCAACUAAACUGUAUUUUUCUUUAAAGGAACAGGGAUGUUGUAAAGUAUUUUUGUACAAAUUUAAUACUUUGGUAGCAUGACGUUCCUGGUGUUUGUCCUGUCGGGCUCCACUGCUCUCCUCCACCCCUCCUUUGUAUGGACGACUACUGAGCAACAAUAAAGAUGAAGACCUGCUGGAA
Seriola aureovittata is the source of this 10060-nucleotide messenger RNA. RefSeq names its product glutamate receptor interacting protein 1 (gene grip1). The transcript has 26 exons. Gene Ontology annotation, molecular function: nuclear glucocorticoid receptor binding. Bases 418 to 3924 code for a protein of 1168 amino acids. NCBI's taxonomy places the organism in Eukaryota, Metazoa, Chordata, Actinopteri, Carangiformes, Carangidae. The record is from RefSeq and is a predicted model, not a curated record. Gene Ontology annotation, biological process: neurotransmitter receptor transport, endosome to postsynaptic membrane.